Messenger RNA from Colletotrichum orchidophilum, 1488 nucleotides. Its product is annotated as 3-dehydroquinate synthase. Gene Ontology annotation, molecular function: 3-dehydroquinate synthase activity. The record is from RefSeq and is a predicted model, not a curated record. Bases 1 to 1488 code for a protein of 495 amino acids. Gene Ontology annotation, biological process: antibiotic biosynthetic process. The transcript is spliced from 4 exons. Lineage: Eukaryota; Fungi; Ascomycota; Sordariomycetes; Glomerellales; Glomerellaceae.
AUGGCAUCAGACAUGAAGGCGACGGUCGAGCCCACCAAGAAGGGUUUCUCAGUUUGCGGCUACGAGAAGAUUGAGUACGACUUCGAGUUUCUCGAUGGUGUUUUCAACAAGCAGAACAGCCAGCUGGCUGACUGCUACUCGCGCUGGAAGCGAUGCCUUGCUGUCAUGGACCUCAACAUCUUCAACAUUUAUGGCAAGGAGAUGAAGGAGUACUUUGACCACUACAACAUUGAGCUCAAGAUUCACAAGACCAUGAUUGGAGAGAAGGCUAAAUCCAUGGAGACGUUGCUGAGCAUCGUCGACUCAAUGACCGAGUUUGGCGUCUACCGCAAGGAGCCCGUUCUCGUUGUAGGAGGUGGUCUCGUCACAGACGUUGCCGGCUUCGCAUGCGCUGCCUACCGCCGCAACACACCCUUCAUCCGCAUACCCACAACAGUCAUUGGUUUGAUUGAUGCUUCGGUAUCUAUCAAGGUCGCUGUCAAUUACGGCAACUACAAGAACCGUCUUGGCGCGUACCACGCGCCGACACACACCUUCCUUGACUUCACUUUCCUACGAACUCUCCCUACCGCGCAGAUCCGCAACGGCUUUGCCGAGCUCAUCAAGAUCUCUACUUGCGCACAUCUUGAGACGUUCAAUCUGCUUGACCGCUUCUGCGAGGAGUUGAUCAAGAGCGGUUUCGGUCGCUCUGAUGGAGCUAGCAAGGAGGUUAGAGAUGCGGCUGACAGGAUCAACCGCAACGGUAUCCAUGAGAUGUUAAAGCUUGAGACGCCCAACCUGCACGAGAUCAUGCUUGAUCGUGUCAUCGCCUACGGCCACACUUGGUCACCCCUCCACGAGCUUUCCCCUGAUGUGCCCCUGCGCCACGGCCACGCCAUCUCCAUUGACAUGGCGUACUCUGCAACUCUCGCACACGUCCUCGGCAAGCUCUCCUCAAAUGAGCACCGCCGCCUGCUGAACUUGUUCUCCCGCGCCGGUCUGUCCAUGGACCACCCGCUGUUCGACGAGGCCAUGCUCGACAAGGCUACCUCUGCUAUCCUCAAGACCCGUGACGGCAAGCUGCGCGCUGCCGUGCCCUCACCCCUGGGCUCCUGUGAGUUCCUGAACGACAUUUCCCACGAGGACAUGUGCGCCGCCCUCAAGGUGCACAAGGAUCUCAUGAAGGAGUAUCCCCGCCAGGGUGCCGGCCUCGAGGCUUACGUCGAUGCCAGCGACACUGGUUACACUAUCAACGGCUCCUCUGUGGAAGAUGAGUCUCGCAAGUACAUGAACGGUGUCGAGCAGACCGUUACACGCGAUGAUACCGUCUCCUCCAACGGCUCUUCGACACCCGAGUAUGGUUUGUCCAAUGGCAAAAACUUGGGCCAGGACAAGGCUACCUAUGCUUCAGCUGGCUUUGAGCCUGAGGUUUUGAAGAAACUGAACGCCGAGGAGAUGAAGAGUUCCAGCGGCUAUGGCAAGGUUCACGUUGAUGAGGAGUGUUGCUAA